ACAAAGAACAAGCCAAGUUUUGUGGUAUUCAAGGGAGAAAAAUCAUUGGCCAAAACCCAAAAUUUGUGUUGAAUCAGCCCCUUCUCUCAUACUGUAGAAAAGGAUUUACAAUGGACAAGAAAGGGACUGUUUUGAUGCAAAGAUUCGAGCUUGGGAGAUUACUCGGACAAGGCACGUUCGCAAAGGUUUAUUAUGGAAGAAACAUCACCACCGGCCAAAGCUGCGCCAUUAAAGUCAUCGACAAAGAGAAGAUAAUGAAAGGCGGUUUGAUCGACCAGACGAAACGCGAAAUCUCCGUCAUGAGGAUCAUCAAACAUCCCAACGUCGUUCGAUUCUACGAGGUGAUGGCCAGCAAGUCGAAGAUCUAUUUCGUGAUGGAAUAUGUUCGCGGCGGCGAGCUUUUCAACAAGGCGACGAAAGGGAAACUCAAGGAAGAUGUUGCUCGUCGUUACUUUCAGCAGUUGGUGGCCGCGGUUGAUUUUUGUCAUAGCAGAGGCGUUUACCAUCGUGAUUUGAAGCCGGAGAAUUUACUUUUGGAUCAGAACGGGAAUUUGAAAGUCUCGGAUUUCGGGUUGAGCGCUUUAACAGAGUCUCGCCGGCAAGACGGGCUUCUUCACACUACGUGCGGGACGCCGGCGUAUGUGGCGCCGGAGGUUAUAAACAAGAAAGGGUACGACGGAGCUAAGGCGGACAUUUGGUCUUGUGGGGUUAUCCUUUACGUUCUCUUGGCCGGUUUUUUACCGUUUCACGACCAGAACUUGAUGGAAAUGUAUAAAAAGAUUUGUCGAGGUGAUUUCAAGUGCCCAAAUUGGUUGCCGCCGGAGGUCCGGAAGCUUCUUUCUCGGAUCCUCGACCCGAACCCGAACCAACGGAUCACGACGGUGAAGCUGAUGAAGAACAUUUGGUUUAAAAAAGGGUACAAAAAAAUCGACACCCCUCCGCCGUCGCCGAAUCCGCGACAGUUCGACCUGAUGAUCAGCGAUGUACAUGCAGCGUUCUAUUCGUCAACAUCGUCUUCGGCUUAUGAAACCAGCUCCGAAGACGAAUCGACCUUGGUGACACCGAGGCCGAUGAGUCCGAUUCGACCGAACGUUUAUAAUGCUUUCGACAUUAUAUCCCUUUCUCAAGGAUUCGAUCUAUCUGGUUUAUUCGAAGAAGAUUUGAACCAAUGUAACUCGUCCCGGUUCACCACCAAAAAACCGGCAAACGACAUCGUUUCGAAGUUCAAACAAAUAGCUCUGAACGAGAGUUUCAACAUCAGGAACGACGAAGGGAAGGUGAGGUUACAAGGGAUCAAAGAAGGACGGAAAGGACAAUUAGAGAUCGACGCCGAGAUCUUCGAGGUUACGCCGUCGUUUCAUGUGGUGGAGCUGAACAAAACGUCAGGAGAUACUUUGGAAUAUAAGAAUUUUUGUAACCGGGAACUGAAGCCAUCGUUGCAAGAUAUAGUUUGGACUUGGCAUGGACAUCAACAGCAAACUCAGUGACAAUAUUACAACUUCCAUCCAAUAUUAUAA
Molecule: messenger RNA, 1517 nt
Organism: Hibiscus syriacus
Lineage: Eukaryota; Viridiplantae; Streptophyta; Magnoliopsida; Malvales; Malvaceae
Product: CBL-interacting serine/threonine-protein kinase 20-like
Exons: 2
Biological process (GO): protein phosphorylation; signal transduction
Molecular function (GO): ATP binding; protein kinase activity
Source: RefSeq, a predicted model, not a curated record